Schistosoma rodhaini is the source of this 4159-nucleotide messenger RNA. NCBI's taxonomy places the organism in Eukaryota, Metazoa, Platyhelminthes, Trematoda, Strigeidida, Schistosomatidae. The record is from the annotation of a GenBank genome assembly.
AUCUGCGCGGGUUUUUCCUUUACCGCGUUACUUCUCUCCAGCUCAUCAGCAAUGGAAAUAUUCAGAAAAUAUUUAGGUGGUUCGACAGAAUCAGACGAGGUCGUUGGAGCUGAUAUUGUGGAUAAGCUUGUAGAUCGCUACCAGUCUUCAACUAGAAUUGAUGACAAGAGGGAUGCUCUACGGGCCCUGAAAGCACUUUCUAAGGCAAGCAAACCUUUUUAAUCUUUAUAUAUCUAGGUGUUUAGAAGUACCGAUUGGAGGUUGGAACCCAAGCAAUGAUUAUCUUCUCUUCAGUCUUGAAAACUGAUUGGUUUGUUAUGAGUGCUUUGUGCCUAUAGCUCACCCUCUUUAGGGAGGAUUCAGAUUGUGUAUGCUACGCUUUGGAAGGCCUUUAUUCUGUAAUGAACGAUGAAGCAGGUGAACAAGGUUUGUUAUUCCUAGUUUUCAAGUUCCGUAGUUGAACCUCAUGAGUUAGUCAAUAUACCAACUGACCUGGGUGUACAGUUCACGGAAAUGUAUAUGAAGAACACUGAAAACUACCAGAUUUUAUUGUCACUGUUAGAUGCACCUGAAAGUUUUAUUCGACGAAACGCUAUGCGGUUGCUUACAGUGCUUUCUAUCAAUCGUCUAAAAGAUACUCAAAAUGCUGUCCUUCAGUGUCGUACCGGAGUUUCAAAACUUGUGGAUAUACUUUCAGAUACGCAUGAAGUCUUACGGAAUGAUGUUAUACUUCUCCUAACAGAACUCACCAAGGCAAAUGCGAACAUCCAAAAAAUAGUAGCCUUUGAAAAUGCCUUCGAUUGGUUACUGAAAAUCAUAUAUUCUGAAGGUCUGUGUGAUGGUAGUGUGGUUGUAGAAGAUUGUCUUCGUUUAUUACUUCAAUUGUUAGACGGUAAUCCAUCUAAUCAAGUCUUGUUUGUCGAAGGGAAUUUUAUUCAGCGUCUUUCACUUCUAUUUGACUUGUAUUCUACUGAUAGUGCACAGCCACAACUUUGGUCUGCACAGAAAGUUGUCAAUGCGGAGGUAGCUAUGCAGGUUGUUCAAACCUUGGUAGCACCUUGUAAUAAAGCUCAAUUAACGCGAAACUGCCAAAAUGUGAUUUAUGAUUGUGGUCUUCUAGAAAAAUUGUGUAAUAUUGUCAUGAUCAGUGGUGUUCCGGCAGAUGUCCUGACAAAAUCAAUCUAUGCUUUAGCAGACUCAAUACGUGGAUGCCCAAGAAAUCAAGAAUAUUUAGCAAAUUUAGUUACACCUUCAGAACCUCCUCAAUCUGCUGUGAAUGUGCUUCUCGUAUCCAUGUUAAAUAAACAUCAAUCUGUAGUUGUGCGUGUAGCUGCGCUAUACUGCUUUCAAUGUUAUCUUGCUUCCAAUCAUCAGGCACAGAAUGCAGUUGUGAUGACACUGCUGCCUAAACCUAAUGAUGUCCCACAACUUGGUGUUAGCGCUGGUCAGUUGCUUUGUGGAGGAUUGUUUUCCAGUGAUUCAUCAGCUUGGUUUUCUUCAGUAGCUCUCCUUCAUUGUAUCCAUGAUAAUGUACAGCUUAAAGAAGAACUUUUACGCGUACAUUUAUCUCCUAAAGAAGGAGCUCCAUCUGUUACCCUUUUUCAUCAAUGCUUUAUGUGGCAACAACAGUGUAAUCAUUUUCAAACUCGCAUGGGUUUACUGCAAUUAUUAUGUACUUGGUUCACAAACUGUUCUGAAGCAGUAAGAUGUUUUUUAAAUCCAUCACCCAGUACAGGAAAUGAUCGGACAGAAUCAGUGAAUCGUAGCUCGUAUUUAUGGACUCUUAUUGCAGAAGCGUGUGCAGUGGAUAAUGACGAAAAUGAAGCAUUAGUUCACGGUUUGACUACAUUAUUAGUUUGCAUUUGUGUAAUGUACAAUCCUGGGAAUGUCAAUGGAUUUGAAAAAUCAACAUUAUAUAAUGCCCUAGAGAAACGUAUCGGUAUAGAUAUGAUUUUAGAACGUCUAAGUCAAAUAUCCAAAGCUGAAUCAUUUAUUACAGCUUCAAAAAAACCUCAAAUAUCUGUUCAGUCUACUGAUGAUUUAAUAUUUGAUUACACAUUCACACGUUUAUUCAAACGAUUAGAAUAUGAAGUAAUGCAUACAUUCCAGUCGGACAGUAGUAUUAAUGGAGUUAAGAGUUGUACUUCAUUUGGUAACAAUCACCAAAAUAGUAAACCUGUUGAUCCUACAAUUACAACAUUAAGUCAACAACAAUAUGAUGAAAAGUUGGCAAGACAAGAGAAUGAGAUAGCAAUGUUGCGUAAUCGUAUAAGUGCAUUAGAAUCUGAGCUGAAUACUUGUCUUUCUACAAUUAAUGGUAAUACUCCAACUGAUACAAAGCGGAAUAAUAUGAUCAAUGAAGGUGAACUACAAAAGUUAACCAUAACUGACAAUAUUACUAUUCAGAAUUUAGAACAGAAGUGUUCAAUGCUUGAAAAAGAACGUGAUAAUCUACGUGGUGAACAUGAAGAUUUAUUAUUACUUCUAAAUGAUCAAGAUGUGAAAAUUAUGAAAUUGUGUAAACUUGUUAGAGAGUUAGGAGGUCAUGUAAGUUGAUAGUGAUGAAGUAUUGAUUUAUCUACUGUUAAAUCUAUUAUUAUUAUUAUCUCUUCCUCUAGUGAGGCGGUGGGCUACUGGUUAUAGAACUCCCAUGGUAACCGUUGACCAACAGUUGUUUCAUACUCCAUUUGUCCCUUCAGGAUCCUGGAGCCCAUGUGCACUAUUGGUUUGUAAUCAGGUUUUUCCAACUCCUUUAGGUGAACUUUCCAUGUCAGCCGACCCGGCUAAAGCACCGGACAUUCACUUUUCAUCCUCUCGAUUUCGUAAACAACAGUAAUGCCACGAGAAGGCAGUGAGUAGGACUUCCCUAGCGGUGGUUGUAUAUACGUGGCCAUAUGAGAGCAUUUGGAGAGGGAGAGUGGACUCUCCCCACUCUCGGCCGUACCAGAGCAUUUGGGGGCAAGUAAAUUAUCAUUAAUUCUACAUGUAGAGUGAAUUUGUUCAAAUUAGAUGUUCUAGUAAAGUAGGACAUCAAAUCCGAGUUCUAGAAAUGUUAUUGUCAAAAAUACUGAAGCACAUCUAGUAUUUAUUUGUAAUUAUCUGAAUUUUAAAACAGUACUUGAUGAUUUUCAGUGUUAGCAACAACAUUUAAAAAAAAUGAAAGAAAUCAACGGUGUUUUUGUGUGUCCACUUUCUAGUUAUUUUUGAUUUGUCAAGGCCAUAAAAUAUAUCAAGUUUCCUUUACAUUUCCCAAGAAAAAAAACACCCUAAAUUAUUGUGUUAUAUAUUUCAUCGUUGUAUUUCAAAAUUAUUUUUUUUGGCAGAUACCAAACGAUAUUGGAUUAGGUAAUGUUAUUAAUUCACAAGUUACAGAUAAUCAUCAUAAUCAAUUAAGUGAAGAAAAUACUAAUCAAUCACUAUCCACUUUUCAAACAAUUCCAUCAACUCUUCCAUUAGAUACAUUACAAUGUCCAACAAAUUUCUCAUUUACAACUUCUGAACUAAUUUUAUCAUCUAAUUCAAUAAAUAUUUCAACACCAUCAUCAUAUUGUGUGUACAAUAAUAAUAAUUUACUUCAUACAUCACCACCUCCAUUAUUAUCUCAUACUAAUUCUACACAAAAUGUAAUCAUGUCAACAACAACACCAUCAACAAAUCAAUAUUACUAUCCACAGGGAUAUUUUAAUGCUGUAACACAAAACUAUCCAUGUUCACAAUCAUCCAAUUCAGUAAUAUUUUAUUCUACUAAUAAUUAUCCAAUAGUAUCAUCGAAUUCAUUCAAUAAUGAUCAUUUGAAUUCAUAUACAAAUACCACAAUAUUUCAAUGAUAAAUAAUAAUAAAACUUUAAUUGAGAAAAGGAUAAAUUUAAGGAAUUCGGACAUUAUACAUUUGAGCAAAAUUGUUUUAAUUGUACAUUGCUUUAAUGCAUCACAUAUGAAAACAAAAUGAUGCAUAUAUUUCUCUUAUUUGAUUCAUUCCGCUAUGUAAAUGCAUCAAUCUACCUUAUUUAACUGUUAAUUUGUUUAACUUUCUUUUAUACGAUUUUCUUUUUUUUUUCAUUUGAUAUUUUAGGUUAGAUGUUUCCUCUUUUUUCUAAAUGAACCCCCCCCCCAAAAAAAAUAUUGUGUUGUGCUUAUUAUUAUAUCCUUAAAUUCUUUU